This is a messenger RNA of Dendrobium catenatum, 604 nucleotides long. RefSeq names its product 30S ribosomal protein S31, mitochondrial. The record is from RefSeq and is a predicted model, not a curated record. The coding region runs from base 1 to 363 and encodes 120 amino acids. Gene Ontology annotation, cellular component: ribosome; plastid. The transcript has a single exon. NCBI's taxonomy places the organism in Eukaryota, Viridiplantae, Streptophyta, Magnoliopsida, Asparagales, Orchidaceae. Gene Ontology annotation, biological process: plastid translation.
AUGGUGAACCUAACAAGUGCAGGGUUCCAUGCCGUUAAGCCCAACAACGGCGCUGUUGGGAUCGGAUGCCUGAGAAGGAGCAUGGCGAUGCGUUUACUCGGAAGGCGGUUGCUGCAGCAGCUGAAGGAGCAGCACGUGAUUUUCUCUUCCUCGCAAUCGACUUCGUCCUUCUCCUCGCAGGCAACUUCAGAGAAUGGUUUAAUGACUUGCGGCCGAGGCGAUAAGAAGACGAAGCGUGGGAAGCGUUUCAAGGGGUCGUUUGGAAACGCGAGACCAAAGAAGGAGAAGAAGAUCCAGCGAAUCAAAGAUAGGAUCGAAGUCCCCAGGUCGACCCCUUGGCCCCUUCCUUUCAAACUUAUCUAAUGGAUUAUCGCAAGGCUAUUUUUGGCGCAGGGUUUCGGUUUUAUCAUAUACAUGAUAUAUUUCGUUAGCAGAAAAUAGGGUUAUUGCUACGGACAUCAUAUCAUGUGUAUUUUUGUUAGGUUUGAAGGGGAUGUUGAAGAAAUUUUACAUUUCUUCUUUCAUAUGUACUUUUUUUGAACUGUAGACUCUAAAAUUUGUCUUCUUUUAGGUAUAAGCUAUUUGAAAUUUUUAUUUCAGCUUG